This is a messenger RNA of Lichtheimia ornata, 888 nucleotides long. RefSeq lists its product as uncharacterized. Bases 1 to 888 code for a protein of 295 amino acids. Lineage: Eukaryota; Fungi; Mucoromycota; Mucoromycetes; Mucorales; Lichtheimiaceae. The transcript is spliced from 2 exons. The record is from RefSeq and is a predicted model, not a curated record.
AUGGCACGUCCUGCAGCACAACGUAAAAACAAAGCCGGCAAUGCCAAGAAUGCACCAAAAAAGGCUUCCUCACCAGCUAAGCCUACAGCUGCUGUCGCCAAGCAAGGCAACAAGAAACGUCAAGCUGAUACAUCCGAGACUCGUGCUCAACAACAACAAGUUAAGCGACAAAAGAAAGUAGAGGAACAGCAAGAGGAAUCAGAUGAAGAAGAAUCCUCAGAAGAAAGUGAUAGCGAUGAUGAUGAAUCACCCAAGAAUCGUUUCUCGCGUAUGGAAUCCAUUGCCAAUGGAGAGGAUAACGAGGACAAUGACAGCUCUGAUGAUGAGGAUAUUGAAGAAGAUCAAGUGGACGAUGAGGAUGAGGAUGAGGAAAUGGAAGAGGAUGAAGAGGAAGAGGAUGAUGAGGAUGAAGAGAUGGUUACCACGUUCCAAUGCGGCAUUUGCCCUGAUAAGGUGCUCAAGACACCUGAACAAGUCGAUGUUCAUCUUAACAGCAAGACUCACAAACGCCGUGAGAGAUACCUGACAAACCUGGAAGCUGAAAACAACAAGGAAGAACAAGAGCCUGAGACCAAAUUAGAUGAUGAACAACCUGAAGAAACUGAAGAACAAAAGGCAAAGAGAGAGGAAAAGGCGAAGAAGAGAGCUGAAUUGAAGGCUAGAAAGUAUGCAAAGAAAGCUGCAAAGCAGGCAGCCAAAGAGGAAGCUGAAAAGAAGCAAGCAGCUGAGAAGAAGCAAGUAGCCCAAAAGAAGCAAACAGCCGAAAAGAAGCAAGGAGCUGAAAAGAAGCAAGAAGCCGAGAAGCAAAAGGUUGUAAGUAAAAAGGCUGCUGGUGGCAACAAGAAAACUGCACAAAAGGCUGGUGGCAAGAAGGUCAACAAGAAGUAA